Molecule: messenger RNA, 1421 nt
Organism: Cricetulus griseus (Chinese hamster)
Lineage: Eukaryota; Metazoa; Chordata; Mammalia; Rodentia; Cricetidae
Source: RefSeq, a predicted model, not a curated record
UAUCCUACUCCUGGUUUCAUCGUCCCAAGGAUUUCAUCUGAAGGGCGGGGCUUUCUUCAAAUCCCUCCACCCCAACGGGAGCCUGAAGUCUGGACCAAUGAAAGCAUAGUACCUCAUUUACUGGCACUAAGAACUGGCACUAUUUAAGUGGUAGCAGGAAUGGGCUGUGAAUCGCGUCUGCUUUCUCCACAAACAGGCACAGUGUUGUCUGAUCUGGACAUCUCUGAGCUGAAGAGAGGGAAGGGCAAAAGCCUGUAGGUCCCUACUGCCACCAUGUGCUCUAGCAAGUGUGCAAGAUACAUCGGACACUCUCUGGUGUUGUUUGCUGUCCUCUGCAUCGUAGCUAAUAUUUUGCUCUACUUUCCUAAUGGGGAAACAAAGUAUGCUGUUGAGGACCACCUCAGCCGCUUUGUGUGGUUCUUUGCUGGCAUCGUAGGCGGAGGCCUUCUGGUACUCCUGCCCGCGUUUGUGUUCAUUGGGCUGGAGGAAGAUGACUGCUGUGGCUGUUGCGGCCGUGAGAACUAUGGCAAGAGAUGUACGAUGCUUUCUUCUGUACUGGCUGCUCUCAUUGGCAUUGCAGGAUCUGGCUACUGCGUCAUUGUGGCAGCGCUGGGUUUGGCAGAAGGACCAAAGUGUAGUGAUUCCCACGGUGUGUGGAACUACACCUUUGCCAACACUGAUGGACAGUACCUUCUGGAUCCCACUACAUGGUCCAAGUGCCAUGAGCCUAAGAAUAUUGUGGAAUGGAAUGUGACCCUAUUUUCUAUCCUCUUGGCGCUCGGUGGAAUUGAAUUCAUCUUGUGUCUUAUUCAAGUCAUAAAUGAAGUGCUUGGAGGCAUAUGUAGCUAUUGCUGCUCCCACCAACAGCAAUAUGACUGCUAAAAGAACACAAGACAGAACCACAUGCUUCCUUUAUUUCACUGUAACUUGUAUAUUUUACUCGUGUUAUGCAACUUUGUACUGGUGUAUCAUAUUCCAUAAUUCUACUUUUACAAAGAAAUGUGCGGACAUCGUCACAUGAUGUCAGCGUUUGCAUUAUCAAGCAAACUUUGUUUAAAGAAUGAGGCAACAGACUGCACUCACUCUGAAGGUAUUUUUACAGACUGAAUGACUGUUCUCAGCAUAGCUGAGAUAAACUCUUCAAUAUUUAAGAUAAAAAUCACAUUUAACUAUUGUGCAUAUGUGUAUUUUAAAUAAAGGAUCUACAGUUUCCUUUUUAAGAUCAAGAAGGACAAAAAACCCUGAAAAGAUGUUUGUCAAACUGUUUAUAUGGCGUUUCCCAUUUGUGUGUGUACAAAUCUCUAAGAGGCCCUCUGAAGUGAGAGAGAAGAGCUUGCCUGGAUUUGGAAAGCUCAUUGAGAAAGCGCUAAUCCAAGUACAUGAAAAGAAAUAAGUAAAGCUGCCAGUGGCUGUGAACACAA